Molecule: messenger RNA, 594 nt
Organism: Trichomonas vaginalis G3
Lineage: Eukaryota; Parabasalia; Trichomonadida; Trichomonadidae
Product: GTPase protein
Exons: 1
Coding region: 1-594 (197 amino acids)
Molecular function (GO): GTP binding; GTPase activity
Source: RefSeq, a predicted model, not a curated record
AUGUGUAUAGAUAAUAUAGAUUACAAAAUAGUCAUCGUUGGAGACCCUAUGGUUGGAAAAACAUGUAUCAUUAACAGAUUAGUUGAUGACAUGUUUCUAGCCGACGUUGAACCAACAAUUUCCCCAGGUUUAUAUAAAAUUCAUUUGAAAAUGAAAGAUAGCACUCCAGUGACACUCAAUUUAUGGGAUACAGCAGGCCAAGAAAAGUUUAAUUGUAUUGUUCCAAUAUAUGCAAGGAAUUCAUGCGGCGUUUUUAUGGUAUUCGAUAUAUCUAAUAAGCAAUCAAUUCAAAAUUUGGAGAAAUGGUACGAUUUAGUACAAGCACACGUUGAUAAUCAAUGUAAAUUCUUCGUAAUUGGAAAUAAAAUAGAUUUGGCAUCUAACAAUACGAUAGAUAUGGCUACAGAUUGGGCUUUAGAACAUAAUUUCCCAAUUUACUUUGUGUCAGCCAAAACUGGAGGAAGAGUUAGAGAUGCCGCAACUGAAAUGGCACAGGCAAUAUUCAACGAAAGAGGAAAAUUAGUUUACCAUAAUCCAAAUGUUAAUGAAAUUCUUGAUAUUGAGCUUGAAAAAAAGUCAAAAUGUGCAUGUUGA